This is a messenger RNA of Impatiens glandulifera, 540 nucleotides long. RefSeq lists its product as uncharacterized. NCBI's taxonomy places the organism in Eukaryota, Viridiplantae, Streptophyta, Magnoliopsida, Ericales, Balsaminaceae. The coding region runs from base 118 to 276 and encodes 52 amino acids. The record is from RefSeq and is a predicted model, not a curated record. Gene Ontology annotation, cellular component: Golgi apparatus. The transcript has 2 exons.
GCUGCUUGGCUCAAGUCACUCUUCUCCAAUAAUUUUUGUAGCCGCAACCAAAGACGUUUUCUCUCUCUAUCUAGAUCUAGAUCUUUCGCAAGAAGAAACUAAAAGAGUCUUUGGAAUAUGGUGCAGUUCCAUGAAAUCAUCGAGGUCCAGCCGCCGAGCCCGCUAAGAUACCUAAUCGGAGCGGCGAUCAUGAUGAUCGGAGUCGUAUUACCCGUCGGUUACAUGAUGUUCCGAAAUAAGCGCUCUCCUUCUUCUUCUUACCCCAAACAGACGUAGGACUAAAACUCUGAUAUAGAGAAAAUUUUGAAGGCUUGAAUGAUAAGGAUACAGAGCAUUUAAUACACUGCAAGGCGAAGGAGUUUCGAUUGUAAAUGCGUCUUUCAAGCCCUGUCAUAUAUCUUGUUUGAAACUUUAGCUAUGAUGGAAAUUCUUCUACUAUUCUUCUUCAGUAGUUGUUUUUUAUCUAGAUGUUCUUGGUUGCAUUUGCAUAAGUGUUGUAAUGACUGCCAUGAUCAAUAUACUGAUAUUUUGUUUGCAAUU